UUCUUAUAGUUUCAGUUCCUUCUCGGCCUUCUAGUUCCAGGUUCCGAGCCAAGAAAAAAGGCAAGAGAGAGAGAGAGAGAGAGAGAGAGAGAGAGAGAGAGAUGUACGCAGAAGCCGGGAUGCUGUCGCCCUUCAUGCAAAGCUUUCCACCAAUGGCCGAACAGCAUCUCCUUCCAUUCACAGAUCUCGAAGACUUUCUCACCACAAAUUUCCCUGAUGCUGCUUCCAACCCGACAUGUGCUAUCUCUGAAUAUGACCUGGGAGGAGAAGGAGAUCUGUUCAAAGCUCCAAAGCCCAUAUUAGAAGAAUCACUACUUGCAUUUGAUCCCAUGGCAGCAGCAAAUUCGAUGAUAUUUGGUGGUGAAAGUAUCAUCAUGGAAGACAAGAUUCAAAUAGCUCACAUGGAAUCAAUCCAAAAUGAAGAUCUAUUUUGUGAGGUCUUCUAUGACUGCAAAAAUGAUCUUCUUGCAAUAUCGACUGAUGCACCAGUUCCUGAGGCAGCAGACUUCAUGCUUCCUGUGCUGCAGACUGAAGAAGUUGCGGUUGGAGAAAACAAUAACAUCUUUGCAGAGGGGCCUUUGCAGAAGAGUGUCAGCUCUGGGUGUCUAAGGUCAGUAGACUGCACAAAUGGAUCUUUGCAGAGGGGCCUUUCCAGCACUGGACCAUGUUUACUUGAUGUUCACGAAAUGAAUCUUGAAGCUGCAUUUGGAAUGAGGACAUACAGUGAAGGAGAUAUCCAGAGUAUUGGAAUCAUCAAUAACUUAGUUCAUGGUCAUAUGAACAUUGUUCCUUCCUUUAAGCUUUUAUCAACAAAUGAGGGUCUGAAGAUUGAAGAAAGAAUCCAAAAGCUUUCCAGGUACAGGAAGAAAAGAACAAAAAGAAAUUUUCACAGAAAGAUCAAGUAUGCAUGCAGAAAGGCCUUGGCCGACAGUCAACCUCGUAUACGAGGAAGGUUUGCAAAGAUGCAGAGCAGUUGUGCGAAGACUGAGCAUAAUGAUGCUGCAAACUGUAGAAACAAGGAAUAGGGAUCGUACCAGGAAAGAGCUUGCAACUUGUAC
Messenger RNA from Musa acuminata AAA Group (dessert banana), 1058 nucleotides. RefSeq lists its product as uncharacterized. Gene Ontology annotation, cellular component: nucleus. Lineage: Eukaryota; Viridiplantae; Streptophyta; Magnoliopsida; Zingiberales; Musaceae. Gene Ontology annotation, biological process: regulation of flower development. The record is from RefSeq and is a predicted model, not a curated record. The coding region runs from base 102 to 1025 and encodes 307 amino acids. The transcript is spliced from 4 exons. Gene Ontology annotation, molecular function: DNA-binding transcription factor activity; protein binding.